UGCCUUUGGCUUCUGUAGACCCUUGAAUUUAGGUUAUGUAGAGUUAUAUUUAUGAGAGAAUGUAUGUCUUUUAAACUAAAUACAAAUUAACGAUCAUCUUGCAUAAAUAUAUGACAUUAGUGUGGCCAUCAGUGUCAUUAAUUCGCAAUUGUUAUUAGUUUAAUUUAUACUCAUUCAGUUUUGCAGAGGGUGUAAUAUUUCAUAUACUUAAAGUGACAUAAUCAUUUUGUAUUAAUUAUUUACAAAUAUGUUACCCAUAUAUAUAGUAUCGAAAUAUAACAUAAGACCUUCCAGUGGAGUGUUAUCGCAAUGGCUAAAUAUUAGUAUGAGAUUGUGUUCCUCAUCAGAUUCCUCAGAUUCUUCAGAUUCUGAUUCUGAUACUGAGAAAGUGAAACAGAGGAACCUUGCCAAGAGCAAAUUGUCUUCUGCGGGAAGCACAAAUCCUACAAUACCAGAUAGCAAAGAUAAUCUAGGAAGCUUUUUAAAUAAUAUGAUAAAAACUAAAACUUUGAAAACAAUUAAAGACACACCUGCAAUUUCUUCAACAGAAAUGAAAAGUACAACAACAACAAUAGCAGGCACUGGAAGCAUUGAUUUAAAUGAUUUUGUAAAUAACAUGUUAAAGGCAAGGAAACUAGAAAAAACCAUCAAAGUUGCUAUACAGCCUAAAAAAGAGAUGUCAAGGAAAAUUAAACCUAUGUCUUAUGAAAAUCGAUUAGUAAAAGCAGCUGAAGAUGUGGCUGACAAACUUGGUGGAAACAAAGCCGAGAUCACGUCGGAUUUACUUCAGAAAUUUUAUAAGGAUAAAACUGAAGUAAGGAAAAAAGACGAACAACUGAAAAGUCACACGAAUAGCGCCAAAAACGACGUAAACUUAAUGGAAUAUAUAAAAUCGAAGCAAUAUGCAAGAUCUGAACAAUUGUUAAAGGAUAAGAAACAAAUUGAGGAAGACACAUCCAAAAGACACUCAGAAAAGAAGUCUGUUAUACAAGCCCUUUUACAGGAUUACCAAAAGCAAGCUAAAACAUCUGUGCAGCAAUAUGCAAGAUCUGAACAAUUGUCAAAGGAUAAGAAACAAAUUGAGGAAGACACAUCCAAAAGACACUCAAAAAAGAAGUCUGUUGUACAAGUCCUUUUACAGGAUUACAAAAAGCAAGCUAAAACAUCUGUGCAGCAAUCGCAGAAUUAUAUGAAGAAAUCUGCCUCUAAACAAGACAUCAAUUUAUGGAAUGGAGCACCUAGUAAGAUCUUUGAAAAUAUAGGCGAUGUUUUACCAGAUAUGCCUGAAUUAAAAACAUGGGCAGCGUUAGAGCAAAGAGAAUUAAAAGCACUCACAACUUAUACGCCUGCCAACAUUUUUCAAGAAAUGAUUCUUUGGACGGAGCAAGAAAAAUUAUGGAAGUUUCCGAUCGACAAUGAGCAAGGAAUGGAAGAACAAAAUAUUCAUUUCUCCGAGCAUGUCUUUACGGAACGUUAUUUGAAAGGAUGGUGUCCUACAUCAGGUCCCGUACGUCAUUUUAUGGAAUUGGUGUGUGUGGGACUCUCCAAGAACCCAUAUAUGACGAUUCAAGAAAAAAUCAAUCACAUUAUGUGGUACAAAGAUUAUUUUCAAUCUAAGGAAGAACUACUACAAGAAUUAGGAGUAAUUAAUGAACCAUUUCCUGACACAGCAAAACAAAUUACACAGCAAAAAAGCACAAUGCCAAAGAAUAAAGGAAAGGGAGGUAAAAACAGGAGAAGGGGAAAGAAUGAAAAUGAAACUGAGAAGAGAGAAUUGGUGUUCAAGGAAGAUGGACAAGAAUAUGCUCAAGUUACAAAAAUGCUGGGUAACGGUAGGCUAGAGGCAAUGUGUUUUGAUGGUGUCAAACGAUUAUGUCACAUCAGAGGAAAGCUGCGUAAGAAGGUCUGGAUAAAUCAAGGAGACAUCAUAUUAAUUGGGCUGAGAGAUUAUCAAGAUGCCAAGGCAGAUGUUAUAUUGAAAUACACAUCUGAUGAAGCACGUAAUCUGAAAACUUAUGGUGAAUUCCCAGAGACCGUACGAAUCAACGAUACAGUCACCUUUGUGGAAGAUGGACUCGAUGAAGAUAUUGAAUUUGGUGAUGAAAUUAGUAAUGAUGAUGAAGAUGAUGUUGACAAUAUCUGAUGACCUACAGUAUAAUAAUAAUAAAAUUAUUAUUAUUAUGAAUAAAAUACAUCACCACAUAAAAUGCAUGAGGACAACUAUUCAUUUUAUGAGACGUAAUUACACAUCAAAUUUUUCCCUUAUCAAAUAGUCCAUAUAUCUUCCCGUGUCUAUAAAUAAAUUAUCAGUUAAUGGGUAACACUGUGCUCCGUUUUAAAGUUGUAGUGGAUUGUGAUAUUUAUAAAAUUUUAUAGACAAAAAUUUUCUGGUAGUGGAACAAAAUUACAUUAUAGUAUAAGAAAUUUCACAUUAAUCUCAAAUAGAAUAGAAACGUUUUUGUUGCAAAAUAAUAUACCACAUAUAUAUAUAUAUAUAUAUAUAUAUAUUUAUAUAUAUGAGAGAGAGUAUAGUUUUUUUUUUAUAUUUAUACAUAAAUUGAUAGAUAAAAUUUGUUUUUUUAUUUGCAUAUCCACUACAAUAAACAAAAACGAUAUACAUGUACGCCACUAUUUAAACAAAAAAUAUAAGUAUCAUCAUGUAUAUCAUAGUAAACACAAUUUUACAUACUUUAAUGUUUCACUAAGGCUGUAUUCUAAAAUUCACUGCCAGCAUUGGAAAGCUAUAGGCAUUAUAGAUUUUCAGCGCUAUCAGUAAUUUUGAAACACAGCCUAAAAUGUCCGUUAGGACAUAUGUGUGUAAUUAGAUCUGUCUCUUACGUUAGUGGGAUUUUGGAAUUACCAAGAGGAUUGCUGUAAAAAGUUAACGCGUGGAUCGUAGAUCUUACUCGUUUUUUCUAUCGUUUCGAUGUUGUUUUACCGGUAUUGCGAUUAAUGACAAUGUGGAGAUCUCGCAUUGCGAUGAAUAACGCGAGAGUGAUCCUCGGGACAUACGUUUCGCUGCGUAAUAGUGCAAUCGUUCGGAAUAUGUUGUCCAUUGUUGUCGUCGUCUUGCGUAGAAUGUCACUUUGUGUGAAUAUAUAAAGUACCGUCUACAGAUGCGCCGUUAACGACGAAGGGAAAAGAAAUGAAAAACAAGUUCUCUCAAUUGUAUUUGUAUUAACGAGAAAAUCUAAGGUGUAAUGCCGUUGUUUCGAUCGAUUAUAUAAUUAAUUAAGCAGAACAAUAAGUUAUAAAUUAACCGUAAACUUGAUUUCUCCAUUACGAUGAAUAAAGAAUUAUGUACGUUUAA
Molecule: messenger RNA, 3310 nt
Organism: Odontomachus brunneus
Lineage: Eukaryota; Metazoa; Arthropoda; Insecta; Hymenoptera; Formicidae
Gene: eIF1A
Exons: 14
Coding region: 248-2143 (631 amino acids)
Biological process (GO): translational initiation
Cellular component (GO): cytoplasm; mitochondrial small ribosomal subunit
Molecular function (GO): RNA binding; structural constituent of ribosome; translation initiation factor activity
Source: RefSeq, a predicted model, not a curated record